Molecule: messenger RNA, 4836 nt
Organism: Pygocentrus nattereri (red-bellied piranha)
Lineage: Eukaryota; Metazoa; Chordata; Actinopteri; Characiformes; Serrasalmidae
Product: KIAA2013 ortholog
Exons: 3
Coding region: 771-2603 (610 amino acids)
Source: RefSeq, a predicted model, not a curated record
CCGUUUUGCAACUACGACACUUCCGCCUACCGACCAACCUGAUUUGGGAUAAUAUGUACAAACCAGAAACGUCAAGCUGUGUUGAUAACUGACCGGCCAGCGUCUGAAAUGGAGAAUUGGUGGAUUUACAUCAGGAACAACUCGGAUAAUGCCUGAAGAGCAUUCGGCUGAAGUCGCAAAAUGAUAUUUCUUGGACGACGUCGUUGACAGACUUCGUUAGCUUGCUAGCCUGCUAGCUAACUGCCCAAGUCAUGGGCAUGCCAGUCAGCUGACCGCCGAGCUCGCUAGCCAGCUAGUAAAGUUACAGGAGCGAGAAACGAGCUGAUGUUUCAAUGAUAAACGCUAUAGUGUUGUAAUGUUAUCACGUUAAAGUGUCUCGGUUCCGUUUUUUGACGCAGGGCACGCAAAAGCACAUCAAGGAAGGACUUGGUUCCUUGAAACAUAUAACCUGAGAACGGCUAACUCAGUUGUUAAAGCAAACUCGACUCUCGGCUCGCCUAGACGAAUGAUUCAGGAUCGCAGUCACAAGGAGAAAUGUCAUGGCUCUGUCAUCUUUUGCUGCCCGUUGGUUUCAUUCACAUUAUUCAUUCAGGGGUUGAAAUAACAGCAGCGGCUCGGACUGCUGCUCAAACCUGUCACGCCACUCCCGUGUAAGUUAGGUGUGUCAGAUGUCAGGAAAUCAUUUGAGGACCCUUUGAGUUUUCACUGCUGUAUCUGUUUUAGUGCUUGAAGAAAGCAGGGAUAAUUUUGCUUGCACACAUUUAGACACCAUGUGGCUUCAACAGAGGUUAAAGGGGCUCCCUGGUCUGCUCUCAAGCAGCUGGGCCCGUCGCAUGUUGGUUGGCUUGCUUGUUUUUCUCAUUUUCUAUUGGUACUUGAGCUCAGAUGGGAUCCUGAGGUUACUGAGCUUCUCCAGAGAAACUGGAGGAGCUGCUGGUCUCUGUCUUCAGUCUGAUGUCAACCGAUGGACAGCACUGGUUGACCGUGGGGAGGGCAUUGUUCACACACCCCAGAUGAAAGAGUCCAUGCCAUUUGUGACGGGUAAUGGACAUUUCCUGGUCGAUGUGGAUUCAAAUAAACUCUGGGUAACCUCGUCCUUGCAGCCAGGCUCGGCACCUGUGCACCAGACAGAGUUUUCACCCAUAGUGAGGUGGCAGAUAUCUGGGAAGCGCUCUGAGGCACAGGCAAAAAUGCUGUCGUACCGGAAGGGCUCAGUGCUGUCCACCAGGUGUGUCCUCUUGGGGAGUUCUCAGUCUUCUCGGGACUGUAUUGUCAUUCGGGAAGAAUACAUAGCCCACCGUAGCAGACCUAAUGUCUAUGUUCAGAGGGUUCACAUAAGCAACCCCACAGACAAAGCAGUUUCAGUUGAGGUGGCUAUGGACUCACCCAAUUUUAGGAGUGUUGCAGAGAAGACAGAGGACAAAGAAUUCAUGCUGUCCACUGGGAAGGUUCUCACAGAGAGGAAGGACAUAGUGCUGGUGGCCGUGGGCUCAAAAAAGCUGAGUACGCUGUUCCAAGUUCCCGCAAAGUCUGACCACGCCGAAAAUAUAGUGAACGUGAUUUACACCUCAGAGCCCAUUGAGCCCUCCAAGGUGGACGAAACCUUCAGCAAGCUUCGAGAAGCUGUCAGGCGAGAGACGGUGGAGGUGCUACGGGCCAAUGUGGAAGAUCUAGUGCAGGAGCACCAGCAGGCUUGGAUGGAUCUUUUCAUAUCUGGUGUGGAGAUCAGAAAAAUAACAGAUGCUCACACUCCAUCUAGCCAAACCGUCAACACUACCCUGUACUACAUCCUCUCUGCCUCCAUGGCGCCCCUGCUGAACAGCGGCAUCACUGCAGAGGAGCAUGAUAGGCUAGAGUCUAGCCUGAACUAUGCUGACCACUGCUUCAGCGGCCAUGCAACCAUGCAUGCUGAGAACCUUUGGCCAGGGCGGGUGAGCAGUGUGGCUCAGAUCCUGCAGCUGGUCAACCUAUGGACCCUGACCCUCCAGAAACGAGGCUGCAAAGUGCUAGUGGCGGCCGGUGCGCAUGGCCUGAUGCAGGGCACAGUGCUCAGCUUUGGCGGCCUGCAGUUCACAGAAAACCACUUGCAAUUCCAGGCUGACCCAGAUGUCCUGCACAACAGCUAUUCACUGCGUGGCAUCCACUAUAACAAAGACUUGAUCAACCUGGCUGUUCUGCUGGACUCAGAGGGCAAACCUUUCCUGCAUGUGUCCGUCAAACCCCAGGAAAAGCCGGUCAAGUUGUACGCCUGUGAGGCUGGGUGCAUGAACGAACCGGUGGAAUUAACAUCAGAGGUACAAGGCCACACUUUCCCAGUGAUGGUGACCCAACCAAUUACACCUUUGCUGUACAUUUCCACGGACCUGACGCACCUGCAGGACCUCAGACACACACUGCACGUGAAGGCCAUCCUGGCACAUGAGGACCACAUGGCCAAACAGUACCCGGGGCUGCCCUUCCUCUUCUGGUUCAGCGUGGCCUCCCUCAUCACCCUCUUCCACCUCUUCCUAUUUAAACUCAUCUACAACGAGUACUGUGGGCCAGGCGCCAAGCCACUCUUCAGGAGUAAGGUAAUGAAGACAAAUGAAGAAACGGAACUGUAAGACGAAGGCGUUUCAGAGAGCGCGAAGAAUAACGGGUAACAUUCAGACCAGCCACCAUGAGCACUGUUCAGCGCAACGUUACAGCACGUUUACAGAGUGCCGUGUUUCCCAGCUCUUGUCUUCCUGCUCUAAUGCGAAUGAUUGAUUUGAGCGCAAGACUAAGAUAAGACAAAUUACAGGGCAUUAUUAUAGGAGAAACGCAGUCUAUGGGAAAAUAAUUUAGUUUAAUUUAAUUUAAUUGAAAAGCAGAGUCGGAUGGAAUCCAUUCAAGGCCAUAACCUCUUAAUCUGCAGGGUUACUAUUCAGUUAUUACAGUCUUACUGUUAUGAAACUUCUGUAAAUGAUUUGGUAGCUAAGUUAUGUGGUUAUGAAUAUAAGGAAUUGAGAUAUGGAUGCACAUAUGUGCCCAUGCAUUUUAGGGGCUGUAAAAAAGUUAUGCAAAAGUUUGAACACCCCUUGCCAAAUGAUGUUUUUUAAUUUUUUGAGGGAAGAAUAAUGAUUUCCUGAACAUUUUAGUGCACAAUUCAUAUUUAUUUGCUGAGUUAAAUAUAUUACAACAAAAUAAACACACACACACACAUAUAUAUAAAAGUGGCAUAACUUUUGCACAUGUCUCAUUUUAUAUUGGAUUUUUUCCCGACAUGUUAAAUAAAUAGUAUUUGUCCAUUACAACGUGUUAGACAUGUGGUCUCUGUAGAGGAUGUGUUAACUUUAGCAAAGGGCAUAAUUUGACCAGGGGUGCCCAAACAUUGCCCAACAAAUUCCACUAGGUGGUGAUGUUCUCAGAGUUCCGCUAGAGAUUUUGGCUGCUUCCAAAACCACACACUACCAUUCUGAAUAGUAGGCCUAUGUUAAAAAUAGUACACCACCAAUAGAAGUCCAUUCAUUAGAGUACUUUGUGUAGUAUAGUACAUAGUAUAGUACAUGUAGUUUUGGGUGCAGCUUUAGAUUUAAUUACAGAAGUGUCUGUCAGCCUGUAAUAACACUAAAAUUAGAAUAGAUUCCUUCAUGUUAAGAAAGACUAAAUACUUAAUGGAAAGACUAGCAUGACAGAAAGAGAAGGAAAUUUCAAAUGCUGUGAGCAGAAGUUUUUGUCAGUGACCCUCACAUUGAUGUAGACUCACAAUGGACUCAAAUAUGAUACAAUAGCGAAGGCAGCUAUGCAGCCAGUGAUGAGUGAAACCAAGCUUUUGAUUAUAAACUAUUGGGAUUUGUCUCUUUUUUCCAUUUAUAACUGUGUGUUCCAGCUAAAUGAAUGGUUGCUAGAGUGUGAAAAUCUUUAUAUAUCUCUCUAUAUAUAUUUAUACAUCUCAGUAUAUUUUCCUUUUAUAAUGACAUGACUCAGGUAUUCAAUGCUUUAAAAAUCUCCCAGAAUCUCUUUUUUUCACAUGUAAUGAAUGUUUUCCAUGUUGAUGUUAGUCUGAUGCUGGAUCUUAUAAGCGUGACGAUGAAGAGGUGCAAAGCAUGCUAUUUUUAAGAUGUGAGCACCAAAGUCUUUUGCACUAAGCUUACAAAAAGUUUAUGUAAUCAUAGCUUUUCAUAACCUUUAGAAUAAACAUGGUGGGCUAGGAACAAAUAACAAAUAAUUCUGGCACAAAUCAUCGAUGCCAUUGUGGAGCCAUUCUAGAGCACCAAAAUAUCUCUUGAAUGAAGUAUACAUCAUCAUGAAGUUAAAUGACAAUAACAUGCUAUCUUUUGCUUGUAAUAUGAAUGAGCUAUUACAGUAGGCAACAAUCAUAUUGCAUAUACACACACACACACACACAAACUACACUAUGUAUAGGCAACAUUUAUCUCUUAAAAAUGCACAAGCCCCACCAAGAUUACAGCGUUUACUAUUUUUCAUGUGAGGAGCUGUUUGUGGGAUUGUGGUGAUGUAACUGUAGUUAUAUUAAUUCUUCUUGAGGGGUCAGAUGUAAAAAGGAGACGGUCUGAGGAAAAGACUGUCGGGGGAAAGAUUGUGGGAGGUCCUGCGUGCUUGUGAAGGUUGGAUAAUUCUGUUGUGUUUAAUUGACUGCAUUGUUAGUUCCAUGAUAUUAUUGUCUUAAUAUGUGCUUGUAUUUUAAAAAAUUGCUUUAUUAAAUAGAUUUUAGUAAAUUUGUAUUUCAAACACUGAAUUAUAUGUGGAUAAUUAUGGGGAAUAUUAACUAUAUUAACUAACUAUAUUGAUAUUUUGUGACAUUCAUCAAAAUCCUGUUUUUUGAAGCAAACACUGUGAAUAAAGGGGAAUACA